CACCUCGGACCGGGCAGCAGCAGACUCUUGAGGUGGUUACCGAGCGCUAAACCGGAGGAAAGCACUGUCUGAACAGAAUUUGGAGGGAAGAGUAGGCGUAUUGAGUAUAUAGGCGUGACGCGAGCAGCAGAGCGAAAGUUAUCGCCUGAAGAAAGGUAUUCGAAAAUGGUCGGCUGGCAGCUGAACCUUGGCCCGCUAAAGGAGCCCCUGGGCUUUAUCAAAUUAUUGGAAUGGUUUGCUUCAAUCUUUUCAUUUGCCACUUGUGGUGGUUACAGUGGCAAAACUGAAUUAAUAGUAAGCUGUUUAGGAUCUUCAGAAAAUAAAACUGCUACCGCUUCAUUUAUGUAUCCGUUUCGAUUAAAUGUUCAAGUGUUUGAAGGGAUACCCAAAUUAUUCUGUAAUCAAACAUGGAAAGACUUUCACCUUACAGGAGAUUUUUCUGCCCCAGCCCAGUUCUACGUUUCUAUUGGAGUCUUUGCCUUUCUUUACUGCAUGGCUGCUCUUGUGUUUUAUCUAGGUUUUAUGCAGUUGUAUCGGGACUCUCAAAAAUUCCCAUUAUGUGACUUCUUCAUUACGGUCUUCUUUGCUUUAAUGUGGCUGGUUAGUUCCUCAGCUUGGGCUAAAGGUUUGACAGAUAUAAAAGCCUCCACCAGCCCUCAAGGUAUUGCACAGUAUACCUGCCCGACUGGUUACAAAUGUCUGCCUGGGCAAGAGUCACACAUGGGAAGUCUGAACAUCUCUGUGGCGUUUGGAUUUUUGAAUCUGAUACUGUGGGCAGGAAAUGCUUGGUUUGUAUACAAGGAGACAAGCCUACAUACUCCUCCACAACAACCAAACCCGGAGCAAGCACCUGGAAAUGUUUCUCCAUGAAUUUAAAGAUAAAUCCUAUAGAAAUGCCAAUUCACAUUUAAUGGCCUACAAUCUGGUGUUUUCAAUGCCAAGGAUUGCAUUGUUUAUGUGUUAAUAAACAUGUGGAUACAAGGUAUUCAUGCCAGGAUUCCUCUUUCUGAAAAACAGGCCUACGACUUAUUUCAAGCAGGUUUUCCAGUUACAGAACAAUGUUUUGUUGUGAACAGUGAUGUACUGCAGUUUAUUGGCUUUAAAACACUAAGGUUUUUAGGAGUGCAAACACUGAUAAAUAUUUCUUCAAUAUGUUGUUUUGAAAAAUGACAGAAUAUGAAGUACUGUACUAAUUUGGAAUACCUAUUCUGAUGUAACUAUAAAAAUUGGGGUUUCCUCUUAAACCAAAAGCUUUUGUCAUAUAAUAGGCAAACUCUCUGCAAUGCUUAAGUUUAAUAUAAAAGCUUACCAGUAUAAAUGCUUUUUUUUAUAUUCUAGAUAUUUUGAACAUUUGUUUCUCUUAUUUUAUUGCACAAAACCCCAAGUUCGUCUCUUUUACAUGUACUAUUUUUUAGAGCACUGUUGAAAAUGUUAAUGGAAAUAGAUGGUUGUGCAGGUUACUGAAUAUGUACAAGCAAUUACAGCCCUAGUGUAGCUUUUGCCACAAGUUUGCAUUCUAGACACACAUUUACCCUAUUUCCCAAUACUGUUUAUAUGCCUAACUGUUUUUCUCCAUGUAUAUGAAUUAUUGUUCUGAAUCAGAUAAAAAAACUAUUCUGUACCUGCUGAUGCAAUAUUAAAGAUAAGUUUUGGUUUUGUGUU
Messenger RNA from Xenopus tropicalis (tropical clawed frog), 1662 nucleotides. RefSeq names its product synaptophysin-like 1 (gene sypl1). Lineage: Eukaryota; Metazoa; Chordata; Amphibia; Anura; Pipidae. The record is from RefSeq and is a predicted model, not a curated record. The transcript is spliced from 6 exons. Bases 166 to 870 code for a protein of 234 amino acids. Gene Ontology annotation, cellular component: membrane; synaptic vesicle.